AUGGAUUCUUCCUUUUCUAGCUUCUCUUCUUCUUCUACUUCCGUCGACUUCUCAGCACCUGCCUCCGAUCACCUCCCCAGCUUUCGGAACUGCGGAUCAUCUCUGAUGGAUUGUAACGGUGGGAAUGGUAGAGACGCUCUCGGAGAUUCCUUGACUGGUGGUGACUAUCAUUAUGUUCUUGAAGAUGUCCCUCAUUUGACUGAUUAUCUCCCUGACCUUCCGGCUAAUCUAAAUCCUCUACAAGACCAUCCUGCCUAUUCUGCGGUUAAGCAAUAUUUUGUUAACGUGGAUGAUGCUGUUGCUCAAAAUGUCGUUGUUCAUAAUAACAGUCCGAGAGGGACACAUUUUCGACGUGCUGGACCUCGUCAAAAGGUGUUUUUUGAAUCCGAUGAAGUUCAUGCAUGUAUUGUAACUUGUGGUGGGUUGUGUCCUGGUCUUAAUACAGUGAUUAGAGAAAUAGUAUGCGGAUUGUACCAUAUGUAUGGCGUCCACAAAGUUGUUGGAAUUGAGGGAGGGUACAGAGGUUUCUAUGCAAGGAAUACAAUUCCGUUAACACCCAAGUCGGUGAACAACAUUCAUAAACGUGGAGGCACCAUCCUUGGAACGUCAAGAGGUGGUCACAAUACCACCAAGAUUGUUGACAGCAUCCAACACAGGGGCAUCAAUCAGGUGUACAUACUUGGAGGUGAUGGAACUCAGAAAGGAGCUGCUGCCAUUUUUGAAGAAAUCAGAAGGCGUGGGCUCAAAGUUGCCGUAGCUGGAAUUCCAAAGACUAUUGAUAAUGACAUCCCUGUCAUUGACAAGUCAUUUGGUUUUGACACUGCUGUGGAAGAAGCUCAGCGUGCCAUUAGUGCUGCCCAUGUUGAAUCAGAAAGUAAUGAGAAUGGUAUAGGGUUGGUCAAAUUGAUGGGUCGCAAUAGUGGGUUUAUUGCAAUGUACGCAACUCUCGCAAGUAGAGAUGUUGAUUGUUGCUUGAUACCAGAGUCACCCUUUUAUCUUGAAGGAGAGGGAGGCCUAUUCGAGUAUAUUGAGCAUUGCAUAAAAGAACAUGGACACAUGGUUAUAGUGAUAGCUGAAGGAGCUGGACAAGAACUUAUGUCUGAAAGCAUACAUAAACUAGAUCAACAAGAUGCUUCAGGAAAUAAGCUACACCAGGAUGUUGGUUUAUGGAUAUCCCAACAAAUCAAAGACUACUUCAAAGAAAAGAGGAAGAUGGUAAUAAAUCUCAAAUACAUAGAUCCAACGUACAUGAUUCGAGCAGUUCCUAGCAUUGCAUCAGAUAACAUCUUUUGCACCCUUCUUGCUCAAAGUGCCAUUCACGGCGCAAUGGCAGGAUAUACUGGAUUUACAGUAGGCCCAGUAAAUGGAAGGCAUGCUUACAUACCAUUUCAUCGGAUCAUUGAGAGACAAAACAAAGUAGUAAUUACUGACAGGAUGUGGGCAAGGCUAUUGUCUUCGACCAACCAACCGAGUUUCUUGCACCCUAAACAUGUCAGUGAUGAGCAAAACGACAAAAAUCUUUCGGUCCAACUGGUAAGUAGUUUUAGAAAAGAGAACCAUGUAGAAGAGAACAAUGUAAAGAAGUUAAAAUAGUCAAGUGAAGGAACGCACUACCUCACACAGAUUAGCUAAAGCUGCUAAAUAAGUAUCUGGGGAUCGCUAGUACGUAUGUCCAAGAGAUGAAAGAUGCUAUUAGCUUGAGACCGUAUCAUCUAACCAUCCAUCAGCCAGGUUUUUUGGGAUGCUGAUAUGGAAAUAAAGUCUUAUGUAUCCUUUACCCUUUUGAAAUUUGGAUUGUUCCAUGCUUCAUGUUUUGUAAUAAGUGGUCCAUCCUUUUGUCAUGCUGUCAAGAAAAGAAACAACGAGAAUUGAUCAAAUACAGAGGAUCUCCUUCUAUCUCUCCAACUUCACAGCCAAUAGGGUGACCGGAAGUUUAAACUCAAGCCAAGAAUAAAAAUAAAAUAAUUUCCAUUGAGUAAAAUACUUAAGUGUAAUCACGAGGAAUGCAAUCAUGUAAUUGUGAUGACCUUUUAUGAACUACUUUGUCUA
Molecule: messenger RNA, 2049 nt
Organism: Cucumis melo (muskmelon)
Lineage: Eukaryota; Viridiplantae; Streptophyta; Magnoliopsida; Cucurbitales; Cucurbitaceae
Product: ATP-dependent 6-phosphofructokinase 6-like
Exons: 13
Coding region: 1-1593 (530 amino acids)
Biological process (GO): glycolytic process; fructose 6-phosphate metabolic process
Cellular component (GO): cytoplasm
Molecular function (GO): 6-phosphofructokinase activity; ATP binding
Source: RefSeq, a predicted model, not a curated record